UAUAAAACCCCCCCAAGCUACCCCAUUAUCUCUUAUCUUUUCUCACUCUCCUUUUUUUUCUUUUUUUUUUUCUCUUUCUCUCUUCCUCUUUCACUUCCUCUGAUUUUCUCUCUCAUGAAACAAAUUACACAAUAAAUAAUGGAUAAGAAACCGUGUAACUCAUCCCAGGAUGCUGAAGUGAGAAAAGGUCCAUGGACCAUGGAAGAAGAUUUGAUUCUGAUCAACUAUAUUGCAAAUCAUGGUGAAGGUGUUUGGAACUCCCUAGCCAAGGCUGCUGGUCUGAAACGUACCGGGAAGAGUUGCCGUCUUCGUUGGCUAAACUAUCUACGACCGGAUGUUCGGAGAGGAAAUAUUACUCCUGAGGAACAGCUCUUGAUCAUGGAACUGCAUGCUAAGUGGGGAAACAGGUGGUCAAAAAUUGCAAAGCAUCUUCCAGGAAGGACAGAUAAUGAGAUAAAGAAUUAUUGGAGGACUAGAAUCCAGAAGCACAUUAGGCAAACCGAUCAGAACAUGAACCAUGGACAAAGUUCCGAGAUGAUGAUCGAUCAGCAGGCAAGCACAAGCCACGUAUCAAGCUCUGCAGAUCCUAUGGAGACCUAUUCUCCUCCAUCCUACCAAGUCAAAAUGGAGUCCGAUCAUCCCUCCGCUGGCACUGCUCUUCCCGUCCUCGCUGAUUCGAAUGACAGCUAUUGGAGCAUGGAGGAUCUCUGGUCUAUGCAAUUACUUAAUGGAGAUUAAACUAAAAAUAACUUCAUAUUAAUAAUCAUAAUUAUCAUGGUCCAGCUUCUUAUUAUAUAAUUAGGUUUGUUUAUAGUUGGAAGUUAGUAAUAUCCAUAUGGUAUUUUGCAUCUAAUUAAGUAUGGUUUGUGUAAGAGGAUCAUAUAUAUAUACUUUGUAUCCAUUAUAUAGUAAAUGAAAAAAUAUCUAUAUAUAUUUGGCUUAUAUAUAAUAUUUCGAAGUUAUAUGAUUUAAGGAACAUGUAUAUAAGCCAAUAAGAUCACUUGUAUAUGUAUCAUGGUUAUGUGGACACCACCAUUACAAAGGUAAUCUCUUUCUCUUU
Molecule: messenger RNA, 1060 nt
Organism: Ziziphus jujuba (common jujube)
Lineage: Eukaryota; Viridiplantae; Streptophyta; Magnoliopsida; Rosales; Rhamnaceae
Product: MYB-like transcription factor EOBII
Exons: 3
Coding region: 139-738 (199 amino acids)
Biological process (GO): regulation of DNA-templated transcription
Cellular component (GO): nucleus
Molecular function (GO): DNA-binding transcription factor activity; sequence-specific DNA binding
Source: RefSeq, a predicted model, not a curated record